AUGAGUGUUAGCAAAUUUGGGAGGAGCAGCCGCCGGACUCGGAGAUCCCUUUCCUCUACCACAGAUUCCUUAGGCCCCUACAUCUACUGCGUUAACUUCCAUGACAACGGAUUGAGUGCGGUACGAGAUGAGUUUAUAAAGCGGGUGAUUAGCGGCACUCGUCGUGCGAUAUUCGUCAUUGAUUUGGAGAAAGAAAUUACUGAAGCCAACUUUCAGCUACAUCGAAAAUCAAAGGCCAGAAAAACUGCUCAGCUCAAGAACCUAACGUCUGGGGCGGCCAAAAAGAAGGGUAAUCCAGACACGAAGCGCGCUGAAAACACAGCCAGGCCGAAAACGGGCAAGUCUAGCGAUAAGGUGCGUCUGGAGAAGAUCAAGUGCGUUAAUAUCACGGCCAAGGAGCACAACAAAGUUGGCAAGGGAGUGCCGAUGUCCAAGCGUGAGUACAUCAGAGAUAAUCCAUUGUUCACGAAAAUACUGAUCCUAAUCGUGGGCCAAAUGGAUAAUGAUUUCUACAAGAUGCUGCUGGCCUACGAACAACCGCUGCGGGCGAUCAUCCACUUUAUGCCCGAGGAGAGUGCCUAUGAUAUUCUAGUGCCUCGCCCUAGGCGAGAACAGAAACUCCAGGAGACAUUGGCCGUUAUCCAGAGAGACAUCCACUCGCUGCGGAAGAGGAUACCAUCGAAGAAGGUGGGCAUAUUCCAGCAACAGCUGCCCCAGAUGUCGUCCUGCUUGGCGGCCAAGUUCACGGACGACGUCUUCGACCAGCUGAGCUGGUAUAUGUAUGAUGUGGAAACUCUUCGGGAAUGGUACCGUACUUACUAUGAGGAGCCGUACGUAGAGACCAAUGUAAGGAUGGAUCCCACGCUGUCCUUGCUGGAUGCAUUCCAUGUCGUAGAGUCACUGAGCAUUCAAGGGCAUUAUCUUCAGGCCCAAAUGCCGGCCUGCCUGGACGAUGAUACCACUGUCUAUCUAUACGUAGAGUCGCUGAUGAGCACGUUCGGGAAUCCCAGGGAACUGAUGAGCGAAACGGAAGUCCUUCUCCUGGCAAAUCCUACGCCAUCGGUUCAAACUCGAAUACUGGACAAGGUGAAGGUUUAUGCAAAUUCGUUUAAGAGCAUAGUCAAGCUGAACAAAAAUGAUCGCAUCUUCGUGGAGCAGGAGAAUAGGUUGCUGUCCAACCUUUUGUCCUAUAUGAAUCAAGGUAUGAUGCGUAAUGUAUACCACGGCUGUUUGGAGUACAAUAUAUUGAGGCGCUAUUUCACUUCCGGUUAUAUCAACAACGCACUAAAAUGUAACCCGUUCAAUGGUGAAGUGGAACCGAUCUUUUUGCCCAAGUUUGCCGAACUUUACCUUACGGAUGACUCAGUGAUGCAACGCAUUAUCCAGCUGGUUAAGGAUUAUGAUGACUUCACCUUAGAGGAGAUACAGCCAGAUGUCCAUCUCUACACUUUCAAUCGGGCUUUAAACGAGGUCUUCGAACAGGAAAAUCAAACUGUGAUACCCACAUGUCUUUGCUUCAGGGACUUUACCUUGUUCGAAAUGGAGAGGUUUCUUGAGGACUUGGUCACCCCGCAGAAGUUCAACCAAAUUACUGAUAGUCACUUAUCACGAGAAACGCAAAGCGCAGACAUAAUAUUGGGUAAUGAUCCGGUUAAUGUCAAGUGCAGUGACGACAACGAUCGUGUUGCCAUCGAUCCCAAAGUCUUUGUUCGACCGAAAUCAAUCAAGGGUCAACAGGCCAAGAAAAAGGAAAAGCUAGAUCAAGACGAAGCUCGGUCUAUAAGCCAGAAACCAUCUGUAAUCGCUCGAGAGAACCAAUCAAUGGCAUCACGACACUUGAGACAAUCUAGGAAGUCUUUGAUAUCCAAUUUGCAGCUAAAAGAUUCUGGAUUUGAGUCAAAACAAGAAUCUAACUUGUUUGUGGGACUUGGUCCACACCAUCCCAUGCUGGAAGGCUAUAACCUGGAUGACACCCGGCAGACAAUAAAGUCCAAGACAUCAAAGUACUUCUUCGAAGAGGGAAGAAUCGUGCUCUACGAGGAGAAGUGGAAUUUCCGCCAGAUGAACAAGUGCCUGGCCCUCGAAAUUGGAGGCCAGGAGGUUCAUUUCCGAAGUGCCGAUGAUCCUCUGGGAGUCACUGCCGCGGAUUCUGGAGUAAGAAUCGUUUCGAAAAACGGCAUCAGUCUUCGGGCGAUCAACAAAGAGAUCGAGUGCGCCAAAGUGGUUCUGAACUAUCCCAAUGGCCUGAGUACCUAUUGCCACGACACCCAUACGGAACAUCUGUGGCAAUAUCAGGAUAAUGAGCUGAAUGAGAGCCGGCGCGUCUGCACUCCUUAUGGCUGUGUAAUUGUCUUCUACCAGAACACUGAUACCAUUUUAAUAAUGCGAUACAAUGGGGAGGUGUAUUACCUAUUCAGCUUUACGGAAGCCGACAACGAGGAGGAGGAGGAACAGAACUCGGACUUCAUCAAUGCCUGUUCGACGCAGUCCGGCUACUCCAGCUACAAGCCCAUUAAGGAGUCCAAGAGAGGUCGAAGGAGUUGCCAGAAUUCGAAGAAUUCGGUAGAGAUGGUUUCGUUGGCUCGCAGUUCGGGCGGGGGAGAUUCCAGUGUACGCCCAUCUAAUCAAAGUGUUAAGAUAUCCAAGGCAUCGAUUUUUUCAAAGAAAAAGAGGCAAUCCGCGGCAUUAUUCGAAAGCAUUAAGUUUGAGUUAACCUAUCUUAAUUUCAUUAUGGCUCUGUACAAGCUGAGCUAUCGACACCUCAAGUUGACCACAUCGCUGGGCAGUGUGGUCCACGUGCAGCGCGACGGGAAGAUAUGGUGUGGCAAACCUUUUCGGAACACCGAGUGGCAUGACUACUACGCCAACGAGUCCUAUUCGAUGCGGGAUGAUGGUGUCAAGAUGAUUUGGACGUUGGGGGAGCUGAAGUGCUAUCACAGCGACGGAACCGUCAUCACUUCCGGAACCAUCGAAAGCUGGGAUCCCGGAGCGGAUGCUGAUGAGUUUGACAUUCAAAUCAGUUCGAGCAGCUCCCAUGCCAAUGCAAUGGACAACGGCAUCAUUGGACGAACGGAUACAAUCUUUAUCAAUGAUCCGAAUGGCUUGCCGUUUACAGACGUCAGUCUGAGCUCUACAAUUGACGGGGAAUCAGGUCGCAAUAGUCUCUUAGGUAAAAAUUUGUCAUCCAAGGGUGAUAUGAUGCCGGAGGAGGAGGAGGGAGAGAUUAUCUUUGAGAAAAGCUAUAUAACUUACAUGCCAAAUAGUUAUUCCAUACACCACAAAAUCUAUGCUGGCAUUCACUUCUCAUUCAGUCACCUAACCGAUGUGGAUCUACACCUGGAGACCUCGAUCACCACCUGCGACAACAUGCUCGUUCGGGUAUUCAAGGAUCAAAUAAGAACUGAUUUGAAAUACUCUGAAUCCCCCAUGGAGAUGCCAUCUUCCGAAGCCGAUCCGGAUGACUGGACAAGACGCAGGUCAAGCAAACAACAAGAACAAGUUUCGAUAAGUGACGAAACUCUCCCGAGUGGAGAGGAACACAAGAUGGAGGACUUACCUAUAUUAGAAGAAACAUGUAUCGAGGUCAUUUGCAACAAUCUAGCUUUACUUUUAUUUGAGGAUCGGGUUAACAUACAAACCCAGCUAAGAAAGUUUGGAUGCGACGAAAAUGCUAAGUGUGAUCUGCAAGUGCGUGAUGAUAUCGAGUUGACAGUUUAUUUUGCCCAAAGCUUGUCAACCACUUUUCGAAAUUGGGUGAGUGAAGUAACCAGUUUUAUUAACUGUUUCUGCCCCAAACGGCGCACUUUGUACUUUUUAGAAACUAUAAACUCAUCUUGCCAAAGAAAAGGAUUUGAGAUGAUAAAGUCGGUGCCGCCUUUGGGAAAAUAUAGCUUUAGUGCCGGCAACUACUGCAUCGAUGUGAAGGAACUGUCUUCGGUGGAUAACAACAUGCAUAAUAAGUACGAUUGGUUUGACACGGACAUGAAAAAGUUUCCUCGCUUUCGCGAUGGCAAAAAAGAGACACCGCAAAGCGAAUUUCCUAUGGUUUUAAAUACAAGAAUCUAUGUGGAAGUACCUGCCCAACUAGCCAAUACAGAUCGGAUACACAAAUUCGUUUCCGAGUUCGAUACUACUAAAUUUCGAAAACAGCGAUAUCGUUUUAAUGAGGCCAUUUUGUAUCAUUUAUAUCCACGUUUGCAACAGUUAGUCCAUCAGGAAAUCAGCAAGCGAAGUUGGAAGAAUCGGCAUAGCGAACAUCGUCGUCGGAUGUUCAUCGAACAACAACGCAUCAGUCUCUACUUGGCCAUGCUGAAGCACAAGGUGUAUCCCAAUUACUUCCAGUUCAAGGAUCAGUUUAACUCUCAUGUGAGAAACAUCGAGUUCUUCCAGUUCAUGGCAUCCAAGUGCAACGAGAAGGAACAUCCCGGGGAAAUGUUCGACGAUCCCGUCGAAGACUCAAGUAAGCCACCAACAAGUAAAGCAAAAUCAAAGAAGAACAAGUGUGUCUGUCCCAAGUAUCUGAAAUCUUUAGAUUAAAAAAGAUAAGAAAAGAUUUUUAAAGAUAAAUAAAAAUGGUUUUUAUAAUGUAAAAAA
This is a messenger RNA of Drosophila eugracilis, 4593 nucleotides long. RefSeq lists its product as uncharacterized. The coding region runs from base 1 to 4536 and encodes 1511 amino acids. The transcript has 10 exons. The record is from RefSeq and is a predicted model, not a curated record. NCBI's taxonomy places the organism in Eukaryota, Metazoa, Arthropoda, Insecta, Diptera, Drosophilidae.